This is a messenger RNA of Ricinus communis (castor bean), 2716 nucleotides long. RefSeq names its product factor of DNA methylation 4. The coding region runs from base 487 to 2463 and encodes 658 amino acids. The transcript has 7 exons. NCBI's taxonomy places the organism in Eukaryota, Viridiplantae, Streptophyta, Magnoliopsida, Malpighiales, Euphorbiaceae. Gene Ontology annotation, biological process: gene silencing by siRNA-directed DNA methylation. The record is from RefSeq and is a predicted model, not a curated record.
CAUAUUUCUGCCCAUGAACAAGCCUUGCCUUGCCCAAGAUGAGGCAAGCUGUGACACAAUGUAUCCUUUAUACUUGGCAAACAAAAAAUAAAAAUAAAAUACCAAAAAUAAAACCCAUCCAAAUAAGAACGCGAGUAGACAACAUUUUCCUACACCCGAGAAACAAAGAGGCUCGCUUCGCUUCCUCCCGCUUCAGCUUUCAAUCAUUCAUAUAUGGCGAUCGUCCUGAUAUAUCAAGAACGAAAAAUGGCAAAAACCCAUCCACCAUAUCACCGAAAUUUUAUACACACCUUCUCUCUCUACCUCUAGAAGUAAACACUUUCUCUCUCUAGAACCUCUUUACUCUACCCUCUCAAGUUUCUUUUUUCCGUUAAGCGCUGUCGUUUCAUCCUUCAAGUUUUUCUGUAGUUAUUUGGUGAUAGUAGUCGCUGCUUUAGUUAGGGUUUUCGAAAUCGGGUUUCAAGUGAAGUGAAGGUUAAUUUUGCAAUGUCUCAUAUAUCAAGAAUGAAAAGGAAUUUUGCAAGUGAUACUCAGUAUAAAGAUUAUGAAGAUUGGUACUAUAAAGAUUUGAAGCAGCAAAGAAUUGAAAUUAAAAUUUCAAAUUCAACUUAUAGAUGCCCUUUCUGUUCAUCGAAGAAGGAAGAUUAUUACCUUUUUGAUGAGCUUCUGCAACAUGCAUAUCGCCAUAGUAGAGGGUCUUCUCAAAGGGAUCUCAAAGAUAAAGCUAAGCACUUAGCUUUAGAGAAUUAUAUGAAUAGGUACAUUAAGGACAAGGAGAAGGAGCCAAGGUAUAAUUAUACCACUAAAACUGAACCUUACAAUAUGCAUCACGAGGAGGAGAAGAAGCCAGGGAAUAAUUUUACUAAAACUAAAUCUCUCAUUGUGCAUCGUGAACAUGAUAAGGAUCAAUUGUUUGUUUGGCCUUGGAUGGGGAUUGUUGCUAAUAUUCAAACUAAGAUGGAAGGUGGACUUCAGGUUGGCGAAAGUGGGACGAAACUCAGGGAUGAGCUAACUAGAAAAGGAUUUGACCUACUUAAGGUGCAUCCUCUAUGGAAUCAUUUUGGUCAUUCUGGCUUUGCAGUUGUUGACUUUAAGAAGGAAUGGAAUGGGUUCAACAGUGCAAUGAUGUUUGAGAAGGGUUUUCAAUUAAAUCAUUGUGGGAAGAGUGAUUAUGAAAAGCUCACAAAAGAAGAAAUGGGAGAUAGGUUGUUUGGAUGGGUUGCAAGAGAAGAUGAUUAUGUUGAAAGAAGUAAAAGAAAAGUUGUUGGUGAUCAUCUGAGAAAGUUUGGCGAUUUAAAAAGUGUCUCAAGCAAAGAAGCGGAGGAUCGAAGGAAGGAUUCAAUACUUCUGACCAAACUAACCAAUACCUUAGAAACGAAGAAUAAGCAUCUUGAAGAAAUGAAAAUCAAAUAUUCAGAGACUAGUGCAUCUUUGAACAAGCAAAUGUUAGAAAAGGAGGCUAUUAUCAAAUCUUAUAAUGAGGAAAUGAGAAAGAUGCAGCAGAUUUCGCGUGAUUAUCUAGAGAAAAUUUCCUUGGAGCAUGAGAGGGCUACACUACAUCUGGAAGCUCAGAGGAAAAAAAUGAAGGAGCACGAGAAGCAACUACAACAGCGUGAAUUUCAGAAUGAUAAUGAGAUGAGGAAGCUUUGUCAGAAGAAGAAAAUGAAUGAGACAGCAAUCUUGGAGCAGAAAAAGGCGGAUGAAAAUAUGUUGAGGCUGGCAGAAGAACAAAAGAAACAAAAAGAGAAACUUCGUAAGAAGAUUCUUGACCUAGAAAAGAAACUUGAUGCUAAACAAGCUCUGGAGCUGGAGAUAGAGCGCAUGAAGGGUGCUUUACAAGUAAUGAAGCACAUGGGAGAUCAGGAGGACAUAGAUAUCAAGAAAAAGAUGGACACAAUCCAACAACAGUUGAAGGAUAAGGAAGAAGAACUAGAAGACUUGGAAACUCUUAAUCAAACUCUUAUUAUCAAGGAGCGCAUGAAUAAUGAUCAAUUACAAGAUGCUCGUAAGGAAUUAAUAAGUGGUUUAAGGGAGGAUACACGUGCUCUUAUCGGUGUUAAGAAAAUGGGCGAGCUCGAUGGUAGACCAUUCCAUGCUUCAGCCAAGAGAAAGUUUCCUGAUGAAGAUACAGAUGUGAAAGCAGUAGAGCUGUGCUCAUUGUGGGAUCACCACCUGAGAGAACCUAGCUGGCAUCCGUUUAAGGUCAUCACUGAUGAGACAGGAAAUGCCAAGGAGAUAAUCGAUGAAGAUGAUGAGAAAUUAAAGUUUCUGAAGAUUGAGUUGGGCGAUGAAGUUUAUGAUGCUGUAAUAAAAGCCAAGAGAGAGAUAAAUGAGUAUAACCCAAGUGGGGGGUACAUAGUAAGGGAGAUUUGGAAUUUCAAGGAGAACAGAAAGGCAACACUGAAGGAGGGAGUAGCACAUUUAUUGAAGCAGUGGAAGAUGCUCAAACGGAGGAGAACCUGAAGUAUAUCUCAUACAAGUUUUACUUCUUCACCCACAGUAGAGUUUCCUGUCUCACUUCACAUGGGUAUGCACACAAAUUAUACAUAUUAACCAACCAAUUAGUGCUCUUAAAAUGGGGUAUGUAUAUGUUCUGAUCUCAUCUAUUUGAUUCUUCAGCUGGCACAAUUUCUUUAGGCAAUCAUGUUUAAAUAUUUGACUAAUAGUGAACUUAGUAUACUCUGGAAUGCAUGCUGAUGCCACUCUCUUCUCAAUA